Molecule: messenger RNA, 1890 nt
Organism: Pseudonaja textilis
Lineage: Eukaryota; Metazoa; Chordata; Lepidosauria; Squamata; Elapidae
Source: RefSeq, a predicted model, not a curated record
AUGAGUCGCAACUUUUGCCCCGCCGCCUUUUCCUUCUGGGCUUCGCUUCUGCUGUUCAAGGAAGUCGCGCCCAAAGCCCUGUCAUCACAGAAUCUUUCCGACAGUGAGCCUUGGGUCUUGGCCCAUCUUCGCAGGGCAUUGAGCUCGGCGGUUGACAGAUCGAAGUUUGUGGGGGGUGGAACCGUCACCGGAGCGCGCGGGAAUCCUUCGCGGAGGACGCGCAAGGGUCGUUGUCGUCUCGGAUGGGGAGGUUGCGAACGCUCCCGAAAAGGAGGCGUCCUGCGGGCUUCACUGCUGCCAUUUCUGCGGCAUUGGCGGCUCGCGAAAGGAUGUGGAGCAAGGCCUGCAAUAACAGCCGAGAUUCAAACUGUAGGUGGACAUGUUGUUCAGCCUGGAGCAUGGCCAUGGCAAGUUAGUCUUCAGAUUUAUCAUAUUCCAUCAGGUCGAUAUCGGCAUAUAUGUGGUGGAUCUUUAAUUAAUAACAACUCGGUGCUGACAGUAGCACGUUGCAUUAAGAAAUGGGUGAACCCAGAAUAUUGGAGAGUUGUGAUUGGUUUACAUCAUCUUUAUAAACCUCAUUCUCACACCAUAAAUCGUCGGGUGAGAAGUAUCAUUGUUCAUUCUGAUUUCAAGUGGGACAGCUAUGAAAAUGACAUUGCAAUGUUUAAACUUGUGAAGUUUGUUGAGUACAAUAAAUAUAUUCAGCCUAUCUGCUUAUCUCACAAUUCUCAUCUCGUGACUGAUAAAAAUCCAUGUUAUGUAAGUGGAUGGGAAAACAGAAAGAAAAAAGGCAAAAUUCACACUGUAUUACAGGAAGCUCGAGUAAUUACUAUUCCACUAAAUGUCUGUAAUAAAUAUGAACAUUAUAAAGAAAGAUUAUCAACUGAUAUGAUUUGUGCUGCCUCACCAACAAAUAGCUGUGUGGGAGAUAGUGGUGGACCUUUGAUGUGCUAUUUCCCAAGUGUAUCGAAAUACUAUCUGAUAGGCAUCACCAGUUUUGCCAGUGGCUGUUAUCCAGAUGAGUAUCCAGGACUCUAUACACAUACAGUUAGCUACAGAAAAUGGAUAGAUUUUCAUCUUCAUAAUAAAACUGCAACCACAGUGAACAUCCAAAGUAUUCUAGUUCUUUUAACUAUGGAAUGGAUAAUCUAUUGUGGAACCAGGCCAGUUGUGGAUGACAUAGUAACAGAGACACGAAUUGUUGGUGGACUUGAUGCUCAGCUUGGUGGAUGGCCAUGGUUCCCUUCGUUUUGGAGAGCUGUGGUUGGAUUGCAUCAUAUUACUAGACACCACAUCCAUACCAGAAGGAGCCGGAUCAGGGCUAUCAUUAUGCACCCCGGUUUUAACAAGAUUACCUACGAGAAUGACAUUGUUUUGUUCAAACUGAUAGAGUCUAUCCAAUUCAAUCAGUAUAUCCAGCCCAUCUGUAUACCUGAUGUCCCUGUUGCUCUAAAUGAGGAGAUGACAUGUUUUAUAACUGGAUGGGGACGGACAACAGAAAAAGGACAGGGACGAGAUGUAUUACAAGAAGCACAGGUCGAUAUUAUUCCAAUAUCAACUUGCAAUAGGCAUGACUGGUAUGCAGGGAUGGUAAAAGACAAUAUGAUUUGUGCUGGCUCUGGAAAAGGAGGAAUCGAUGGUUGUCAGGGAGACAGCGGUGGUCCUCUUGCAUGCUAUAUUCCAGAUCUCACCAGGUACUACCUGGUAGGGAUCAGCAGUUUCGGUUACGGUUGUGGCCGGCCAAGGUUGCCAGGAGUGUAUCUGCAAACAGGUUUUUAUAGAAGGUGGAUACAGACUAAAGUUAUCUUAUUUGACAAAGCCCUGACUAGGAAGGCUCCAUAUCUUUUCUUUCUGCCUGCAGGAUGGAUAGUUUUCUGCAGUGUUUUAUGA